This is a messenger RNA of Paramisgurnus dabryanus, 2400 nucleotides long. Lineage: Eukaryota; Metazoa; Chordata; Actinopteri; Cypriniformes; Cobitidae. The record is from RefSeq and is a predicted model, not a curated record.
AGUGUUGGAACUAAACUCUGCAGGACAGUGGCCCUCCAGGACCCAGGGUUCCGCACUCCUGGUUUAGAAGAAGCACCUUGGAGCUGUUCUCAGAGUUCUUUUGCUUUUGCUGUUGGUAAUUCUUGUUCACUUAUGCUUUUUAAACUUUCAUUUUUCAUUCAUGCAAAUCCAGACUGAUGCUGGGGUGUUCAGUGUUUAUCUUCUGGGUAGAGCACGCAACCCUUGACAGAGCUGACAAAUAUCGCAUUAUUCCAUCAUCGUUUCCCACAGCCUAUUUAAAUCUACUAUCAUCGAGCUACACACCACUUUCAUAAGUUGGCUUUUGACUCUUGAUCACCAUGUGGCUUCUGUUGGGAUUCUGCUUGAUCUCCUCACUCAUCCACUCAGUUCAAAUGCUGCAAUGUUGGAUUGGGUUAAACUAUCAUAACACAUCUUUAAUAGCCUGUCCUGCUAACUAUUAUUGUGCUGUUCUCCAGUUAGGCCAUUCUUCAACCCUACAGGGUUGCCUAUCUAAUGAAAACACCUGCAAUUUAACAACACCUACAAGUGUUAAUUUUGGGUUUUAUGAUGAAAUACGGUCAUGCUGUGAAACAGAUGGUUGUAACAAUGGCAGUCUGCCUGAAAAAAACAAUGUCCCGAAUGGACUUAAGUGUGACUCAUGCAAGAGUGCGAUAGACAAAGAGUGCAAAACUCCACUGUCUUGUGUGGGAGCCCAGGAAUGCUGCGUAAAUAUGACAGAUUUUGUACAUUUGAGAAAUUACACAUGGAAGGGAUGUGCUUCAAAAAAUUUUCGUGGAAUGACAUCAAACUCCACAGUCUCGCUUAGCUGCUACAAUAAAGGGAAUCUAAAUCUUACCCAUAAACCCACCCCUAACACUAAAUCUACUACUUACACUAACUUUACCUCUUCAAAUGCAGUUCAAAUGCUGAAAUGUUGGAAUGGGUUAAAAAACUAUCAGAACGCAUCUUUUAAAGCCUGUCCUGCUAACUAUUAUUGUACUGUUCUCCAGUCAGGCAAUUCUUCAACCGUACAGACAUGCCUAUCGAUUGAGAAAACCUGUUAUUUCACAACACCUACAAGUGUUAAUUUGGGGUUUUAUGAUGUAAUAAUGUCAUGCUGCGACACAGAUGGCUGUAACAAUGUCAGUCUGCCUGAAAAAACCAAUGUCCCGAAUGGACUUAAGUGUGACUCAUGCAAGAGUGCAGAAGACAAAGAGUGCAAAACUCCACUGUCCUGUGUAGGAGCCCAGGAAUGCUGCUUUAAUAUGACAGAUUUUCAAGUGUUGGGAAAUUACACAUGGAAGGGCUGUACUUCAAAAAAAUUUCGUGGAAUCACAUCAAACUCCACAGUCUCGCUUAGCUGCUACAAUAAAGAGAAUCUAAAUCCGACCCCUAAACCCACCACUAGCACUAAGACUAAAUCUACUACUUACACUAACUUUACCUCUUCAAAUGCAGUUCAAAUGCUGAAAUGUUGGAAUGGGUUAAACUAUCAGAACGCAUCUUUAAAAGCCUGUCCUGCUAACUAUUAUUGUGCUGUUCUCCAGUCAGGCAAUUCUUCAACCGUACAGACAUGCCUAUCUAAUGAGAAAACCUGUAAUUUCACAACACCUACAAUUGUUAAUUUGGGGUUUUAUGAUGUAAUACUGUCAUGCUGGAACACAGAUGGCUGUAACAAUGUCAGUCUGCCUGAAAAAAACAAUGUCCCGAAUGGACUUAAGUGUGACUCAUGCAAGAGUGCAGAAGACAAAGAGUGCAAAACUCCACUGUCCUGUGUGGGAGCCCAGGAAUGCUGCUUCAAUAUGACAGAUUUUAAAGUGUUGGGAAAUUACACAUGGAAGGGCUGUACUUCAAAAAAAUUUCGUGGAAUCACAUCAAACUCCACAGUCUCGCUUAGCUGCUACAAUCAAGAUAAUCUAAAUCCUACCCCUAAACCCACCACUAGCACUAACACUAAAUCUACUACUUACACUAAAUUUACCUCUAAAUAUACCCCAGGAAACAAAAGUGCAUCUUGGCUGAGAGUCCACAGCUGCAGUCUUCUACUGAUGAGUCUUAGUGCCAUUUUCUUGAAGGAGGUAAAUUAAAUCAUGAAAGCAAGAAAAGAUCUACAGGUUAUUUAGUGCUCUAACACAUCCUGAAGUUUGCCUUCUCAGAGUUUUUCAAAAUAAAAGUAAAUCGGGUUUUAAUGUUGGGAGUUCCUGUCGAGACGAAUGUAACACUUGUUACUUAUGUCCCACUGCUAAGAUUGUUGCAUUAUGUUGAAGAUUUAUAUUAUUCAAUUAAUUUAAUUUCCAUAGUGUUCAUACUGUUGAACUUUUUUUUAAUUUUACUGAAAUUUAAAAUAAAAAAGUGUAAUUUAAUUCGUUUUUUAAAACAUAAAGGACACCAUAUGGGUAG